Molecule: messenger RNA, 2137 nt
Organism: Habropoda laboriosa
Lineage: Eukaryota; Metazoa; Arthropoda; Insecta; Hymenoptera; Apidae
Gene: Ntan1
Product: protein N-terminal asparagine amidohydrolase
Exons: 7
Coding region: 704-1636 (310 amino acids)
Biological process (GO): ubiquitin-dependent protein catabolic process
Cellular component (GO): nucleus
Molecular function (GO): protein-N-terminal asparagine amidohydrolase activity
Source: RefSeq, a predicted model, not a curated record
CAAGAGAUAGCAGUUUUUCACGAAUUUUUGUCUCUUCGACGACACGAAACUAGCGUAGCAGAAGAAUAGCGUAGUAGAUCCCCGAGUGUAAAGCUUCUUGUAUAUAUUUUGCUUGGCGGUGGCGACGCGAAAUCCGCCUCUACUACCGCGCUUCGUAAUAUCGCUGUUGCAGUUGGAGCGAACGAACCUGCAAUUUACCGUUAUUCCCGAUGAGUCAUUCAAACAGCUAGAACUUUUCUUCGAAAGCAAUAGAUCGCGUAGCGACAGAGAGGAACGAACGCGAGAACCUAACCUUAAAUCUGUAUAUACGUGAUAGAUUUUCGCGUUACAUAUCGACCCGCCUUAAGCUGCGGUCUCGUUUCGAGCAGUGUUUUUUUUUUUCAACGAGACGAAUUUUCAUAUGGUACAAAGUUAAACAAAAGUCCGCUCUAAUCGCGGUCUGGCGCAUCUUUCUUCUUGUUACAGACAGAGAAAUAGAGAGAAAGAGAGAAAGAUAGAGAGUGAGAAAUAGAGAGAAAGAGAGAGAGAGAGAGAGAGAGAGAGAGAGAGGGAGAGAAAAAGAGAAAAAUAGAGUGAUCACUGAAGGAAGAGUCGAACGCGGGAGGAGGGUAAGGGGAAGAACCGAGAACGGGGGAUAUUGUUGGAGAAUGGCGGCAGGAACGUGUCAAUUGGUCUGAAGAGAAACCUAAAGGGACGCGCGAGAAUGGUGCUGGUGGUGAACGGGGUCCUGCAAGAGGACAUUCCAACCGAUAGCAGAUCCCUCUACGCAGCCCACCCGGUAUAUCGCGAAACAGCGGCACAACUUCAUUCGAUGCCGGCGAAAUUGGUCGGGCCUAUGGGUCUUCUUUACGUACAACAACGGGAAAUGGCCGCUACUCUGCCACAGGAUAAAAACGUGAGCAUUAUCGGCUCGGACGAUGUGACUACCUGUAUAAUUGUCGUUGUGAGGCAUUCCGGUUCCGGUGCCGCGGCGUUGGCGCAUCUCGACGGAGCCGGCACAGAAGAUGCAGCAGCGGCGAUGGUACAGAGGGUAACCGAGCUCGGUCUUGGAUAUCCAGAGGGUCGUCUAGAGCUGCAACUUGUCGGCGGUUAUUCCGACCCGAGGAAUUACUCCGAAGAACUCUUCUGCAAUAUUCUUUCGGCAUUUCACAAGCAACCGGUAGAGAUCGAUCUGACUCUGUGUUGCGUGGGCGAGUUGAACACUACCGUUAGAGGUGGCAUUCAUUGGCCGCUAAUAUACGGCAUCGGUUUGAACGUGAAGACAGGCGAGAUUUUUCCUGCUACGUUCCCCGAUAAAGGGCCGGAUCAAGCGCUAAGAUGCGCCAGACAUUUGACCGGAGGUCAACAGGUACUGGACGUUUACGACUGCACACUUGGCUUACUCAGAAUCGGACCGUUCAACUAUGAUCCACUGAGGGGAGUCGAUCUUUGGCUAUCUCAGACCGACCAAUUUAUCCUGCAACAUCUUUCCACCGCGCCAGAAGUAGAACUUCCUCAUUUCGUGUCACAGGUACGGGCAACGCUCAAGUAUAUACAGGACAAUCAAUUUCCGGCCGUCACCGUGUUCCGGGAUAACAGACCUCAUUAUUAUCGCCGGGACGAAACCACUGGUAUUUGGCAACCCAUACGAUAUUAAUCGACCGGCUACAACUAUUCGUUCUUACUAAUCUACGAACGAGAAGACUACUCUAGACUUGUGCGAAAGCAAGAGAGAGAACAUACGACCGCGAAAUUUUCCUGGUGAUAUAAAGUCCAAAAAAAUAGAAUAACGAAUCGACGAGAAACCACCGUAGUAAAGUGGACCUACCAUGAUCGGCAUAUGCCUUACACGUUUUAUCUUAUCUGGUAUUGUUCGUGAAUAUGCGUUUCUUCCGAGUUUAUUAUUCCCAAAGGAAGGAUACGAUAUCGCUUUGAAACACGAUACACGAUAAUUGCCUUCCGGUAUACUAUACUGUACAAAUUAUUCUUUCAUCUGUAGCUCUAUUACUAUUUUUAUUAGCUAUUGCUGUGUUUAACAGUAGCACAAAUAGCAACAAAGUCGUAUAUCGUUUAGCGAACUCCGUUCGCGAUUCCUUUGAACGCGCAACGAUAAAAUGGUGAUUAAUUAAGCGAUCUUCCUUAGGACGACUAUCAUUUC